AUGGCCUUCCGUUCAAUCUCUGCCUCGCUCUUGUACUUUUCGGUCUCGGCAUCGGGCUUGAGUUUCAAUGUGCCUGCGUCUCCACCCUCCAACUCAAGUGGUCAGCUCUCCGCCGCCCCAGUCGGCGUCUCUUUGGAAUUCUUCACCUUUCCGGAGUACAUCCAGGAUCUUCCAUCAACAACCACAUGUCUGCAGAAUCUGAAAGACCUGACGGGCACGUGGCCUUCAGUCAGAAUUGGAGGCACAACACAGUACCGCAUCACUCCUUUUCCCGACAAGGCUCACACUAACCUCGACAGGGAUCGCGCAACGUAUGAUGCAUCGUCUAGUGAAGCUGUCACGUACACAGUGGCGAGCACGAAAGACGCUCCUACAACUUUGACUUACGGUCCUUCAUUCAUUUCUUUGGCUGCAACAUACGCAGGAAAGGUAAUUCUGGGACUCAAUCGUCGCUUGGACAAUAUUUCGAAUACGAUUGCAGCUGCGCUGCUCGCACAAAAGAAUAUGGACAACCUGUACUCCAUCGAGCUUGGAAAUGAACCCAACUUCUUCGUCGACAGUGAUCCCAUCGCCCAAGGCUCAUCUUGGACAGCUGCGGCCGACGAAGCAUCCCAGAUCGCAUGGCAGGAUGCUGUGUGCGGAAAUCUCUCUGCAUCUGAUAUCAUUUCUGCGGGUGUCUACUUCGGCACCUCGCCGAUGAGUCUUGCUUCGUUGACUGCCAAAGAGGGCAAUUCCAAUGCUUAUGUCAAGGACUAUUGCUCCCACAACUACCCACAGUCUUCCGGCAGCUAUAACCUGACGGCACUCAUGAAUCACAAGGACAUUGCGACUCAGGUCAAGCCGUAUGCCGCUGAGAUCUCCGCUGCGGCCGCGAAGGGAAAGCCACAUGUCUUCGGGGAGACUAACUCAGCAACCCAAGGUGGAGGUGGCAUCAGCCCAACCUUUGGUGCUGCCCUCUGGAUUCUGGACUAUGUGGUGCAGACUGUCAUUCUGGGAACAAAUGCCCUUUACUUCCACCAAGGCACCAUUGGCAACUGUCAAUAUUGCUGGUGGGGCCGAUACAACAUGGGCUCACCAUACUACGGUGCCUAUUUCGCAACUAUGGCGCUGGCGAAUGCUGACCAGAUCGCGCCCCUGGAUAGCCAGGAUUCUGCCUACGCAGCCUACGCCAUUUACAAGUCCGGCGCCCCUGUCAAGGUCCUUCUCUACAACUCCGACUACUAUGUAACUGGCACCCGCUCGUCGCAGACCUAUUCACUUUCCGGUCUCACUGGCUCCCGCGUCACUGCCAAGCGUCUGACAGCCCCCUACGCCACAUCCCGGGUUGACCAAGGUGGGGAUCCCACCGUUGCAGGUCGAACUUUCGCCAAUGGCACCUGUGUGAUCCAAGGUAAGGAGGUUGUGGAAACGACGACUGUUUCCGCUGGAAAGGCGACCUUCACUGUGGCAGCUUCGGAGGCCCUCCUGGUGUUUUUGUGA
Penicillium brevicompactum is the source of this 1479-nucleotide messenger RNA. Its product is annotated as glycosyl hydrolase family 79 C-terminal domain-containing protein. The coding region runs from base 1 to 1479 and encodes 492 amino acids. The transcript has 5 exons. The record is from RefSeq and is a predicted model, not a curated record. Lineage: Eukaryota; Fungi; Ascomycota; Eurotiomycetes; Eurotiales; Aspergillaceae.